AUGCGCCAGCGUCGAGAGCAGAGUUUGGACACGGCCGAUGGCCUAUCGAAUGCCCCCUCCAUUGCCCAGAUCAAUGGCUGUCUGCAGGACAGGCGGAGCAGCGAAGAGAGCGAAGGUUUUCUGCCCGAGGCGGUGCACCAGCUCGGCCAUGAGGGUCAGGAUGUGCUGCGAAAGUUGCUCGAAAUUGAGCCGCGACAGCGCAUACGCAGUGUGAUGGCACUGCAAAGGAUAGCGCUAUACAAGGGCUACAAACUGACGUCCAAGCAGCUGCUGAGCCUUUCGCCGCUAGAGAUUAUCAAACGGGAUGGCGUACGAGUGUAUGAGGACAGCCAGUUUGAUCCCAUAGCCAGCCAGUUGGCCAUCAAAGCAUUCCAGGACUUCUGA
Messenger RNA from Drosophila subobscura, 384 nucleotides. It is a transcript of the gene S6KL, whose product is annotated as serine/threonine-protein kinase S6KL. Bases 1 to 384 code for a protein of 127 amino acids. NCBI's taxonomy places the organism in Eukaryota, Metazoa, Arthropoda, Insecta, Diptera, Drosophilidae. The record is from RefSeq and is a predicted model, not a curated record. The transcript has 2 exons.